AUGAAGCGGCAAACACUGUUCUACCUAUUCUUCGCAUGGGAGAUCGUGAUAGCGCAGGCAGUCAAUGCAUCCCAGGCAAUUAACGCCUUUAUCAAUGAGCUCAAUCUACCCGCAGAUAGUGCAAAGGGUAUACAAACCAAAUUAUUUCGCAAUGUACGCGUCAUUGAGCCCGUUUUGAGUGGGCAGAGCAUCGCAUCGUCGGAAGUAGUGAAACUCGCAUGCGACAUAGCCCAGAUUGUGCUUGGUUUCAGUGCCGUAAACACCACGCCUGUCAACCAAACCGAAACUGAUGGCACGUGGUCUGAGGUUUGCUGGGAGACACCGACAUGCGCCAUCCUACCCAAUUCCGAUCAACAGGUAUCACUGGCCAUGAAAAUUAUCAAUUUCUUCCAAACAAAGUUUGCUGUCCGCAGCGGAGGACACUCGCCCAACCCUGGCUGGUCUAGCGUCGGCCAGCCGGGGAUUCUUAUUGACCUACAGCUCCUUCAUGAGAUCGUCGUCAGUUCAGACGCCAGCAUGGUCAGUCUCGGGCCCGGAAACCGAUGGGGAGAUGUCUAUUCUGCACUGGCUCCAUACCAGGUUAGUGUAAUUGGUGGCCGAAUCAACGAUGUCGGUGUUGGAGGACUUAUUAUUGGAGGUGGGUAUUUUCAUUUAUCCGGUGAGUAUGGUCUCGCGGCGGACAAUGUCAAGAACUUUCAUCUUGUGCUAGCCAAUGGUGCUAUUGUAGAUGCUAAUGCUAAUCAAAACAGCGAUCUUUUCUGGGCACUCAAAGGAGGAGGUCCCAAUUUCGGGAUAGUUACCCGCUUUGAUAUGUACACGAUCCCUGUGUAUAACACCUGGUUCAAAGUUCUAGUCUACACUCCCAACCAGGCGCCUGAUGUCCUUGAUGCUUUUGCGCAGUGGCAAGAAAAUGGAGCAUCUGAUUCUAAGUCUACAGUGGCCAUGGUUAUCAGCUUGGACAGCAUCGAGGUGGGCCUCCUAUAUUCUGAACACGCCUCUCAGCCUGCUGCCUUUGCCCCUUUCUACGAUCUGACCCCCGCUAAGGUGGCCAUUCCCGGAACUAAUGGCACCAUUCUUGAAGUCGUGGAGCUGUUUGGCAAUACUGGGUCAACUGCUGCCGAGCGACAUGACUAUCGGUCAGCUAGCUCUAAGGUCAACGCAGAGCUGUACAAAGAUGUCUAUUCUUUCUGGCUGGAGCAGGCCAACUCCAUAUACAACCAGACUGGAGCCAACCAAACCUUCGUGUUGCAGCCAGUCCCAAUCAGUUUGGUCGACUUUGGCAAUUCCCGGGGUGGCAAUGCCCUGGGACUUCCCCGCGAAAAUAUGCAGUGGUGGACAACUCUCAUCGACUGGGUGGACGCUGCCGAUGAUGACCUCGUGCGUGGAGUCUCGAUCGCCACAACAGCGCAAUGGCAGUCGCUAAGUGAAGCACAAGGCGCUUCUGUGAAUUUCACGUACAUGAACGAUGCUUCACGCGAUCAGAACCCACUCAGUUCAUAUGGAUUGAGCAAUGUUGCUCAGCUCAAGAAAAUUGCUGCUAAGUACGACCCUUCGAAAGUGUUCCAGCGGUUGCAAAAUGGAGGGUUCUUACUCUCUAAUGCUUAA
This is a messenger RNA of Talaromyces proteolyticus, 1605 nucleotides long. Its product is annotated as putative 6-hydroxy-D-nicotine oxidase. The record is from RefSeq and is a predicted model, not a curated record. Gene Ontology annotation, molecular function: FAD binding. Lineage: Eukaryota; Fungi; Ascomycota; Eurotiomycetes; Eurotiales; Trichocomaceae. The transcript is spliced from 4 exons. The coding region runs from base 1 to 1605 and encodes 534 amino acids.